Exophiala bonariae is the source of this 1275-nucleotide messenger RNA. RefSeq lists its product as uncharacterized. The record is from RefSeq and is a predicted model, not a curated record. The transcript has 4 exons. NCBI's taxonomy places the organism in Eukaryota, Fungi, Ascomycota, Eurotiomycetes, Chaetothyriales, Herpotrichiellaceae. The coding region runs from base 1 to 1275 and encodes 424 amino acids.
AUGUCGCAAGCAGCAGCAACAGUAAGAGGAGUCGAGACACGCGGGAUCUAUUGGGGUGUCCCCACCUACCCAGAUAGUCUGAAGGGUCUGAAAGCGAUUGUCUUUGGAGCAAAUGGCAUCUCGGGCAACUACAUGGUAAGGGCGCUUUCUCGAGCACCAGAGAGAUGGGAACAAGUUGUGGCUUUGUCACGUCGUCCGCCGCUGGCAAACCAAAAUAUCGCCAGGAAUGUCAGGCAUGUCCAGGCCGAUCUGCUGCAGGAUCCGAAGGACAUUGCGCGGAUCUUGAAAGAUGAACGGGUCCAAGCUGAUGUCGUCUUCUUUUUCGCCUAUCUACAACCAACCCCCAAGGAGGGUGCUUCGUUAUGGUCGAACGCUGAGGAGCUUUGUAAGGUCAACGGUCAACUGCUUCAAAACUGUCUCGACGCUCUCGAACUAGCAUCCAUCCGACCGAAGAGAUUCCUCCUCCAGACGGGAGCGAAAUACUACGGCGGUGGACUUGCAGUGCCCGCCCUCGAGUCUGACCCACGCAUCGCAGAGCCAAAUUUCUACUACGUGCAAGAAGACCUGUUGGCCGAGUACUCGCGCAGCACCGGCGUGCAGUGGAAUGUCGUGCGACCGGCCUUCAUCAUCGGCGCGGUGGAAGACGCCGCCAUGAACUCGGUCUAUCCGCUGGCGGUCUACGCGGCGGUGCAGAAACACAAAGGCGAAAAGCUCAUCUGGCCUGGUAAUUUCGCCGCCUGGGAACGCGAGGUCGUCCAGUCAAGCGCCUGGCUCAACAGCUACCUGUCGGAGUUUGUCACGCUGAAUGAACAAGCCGGGAACCAGGCGUUCAACGCCGCUGAUGCGAGCUACUUCACCUAUGGCGGACUGUGGGUGGAGCUGGCUGCCUGGUAUGGAAUCGAGUACACGCUGCCAGACGUUGGGACCGAAGGGUUCCAGGAACUUUCAUUGGAAUUCAAGAAAAACAUGAGCUUCGCUCCGACGCCUAUCCUAAAAUUCAAAUUCAGCUUUGUCGAGUGGGCUCAGAGGCCGGAGAACAAGCAAGCGUGGAAAGAGCUCGUGGAUAAGCAUGGUUUGAAGGGGAAUCCUUUUGGGGAUAAUCUUCAACGGAUCUUCGAGUUCUUGGACUUUGCGAUGCUCCCUCCAUUCCCUUUUACGCUGAGUAUGACCAAAGCCAGGAAAUUGGGUUGGAAUGGCUCUGUGGACCCUGUUCUGUCUCAUCGCGAAGUCAUCGAAGAGUUUGUCGCGAUGAAGAUGGUCCCGCCGUUGACGUAG